CCUCAUGACGCGCUGCCUCUCUCUCUCUUUCUCUCUCCGUCUAUCCGGCAUGUAGUUCAGCGGGGUUUGCUUUAAUUCAUUAAGAGACAUAUAUGGAGCAGAGAGGAGGAGAGCAGAGCAGAUUCCUUCGGGCCAUGUAAGAAGAAACAGCCACAGUCCGUGAUUUCUUCCUCCAGUGUUUUUACGCGCAGCGGAGCGAUGGAAGCGUUGCGCCCGGAGCGGAGCGCUGCGCCCCGGCUCUGCCUCCUCCUGCUGCUCCUGCUGGGUUCCUCCGUGUCCCCCUUGGUAGCCUGGGACUUGGUGCUUCUCCACACCAACGACGUGCACGCCAGAGUGGAGGAGACCAGCGUCCACUCCGGGAAAUGCAGCAACAAAGGCGGCGGGUGUUUCGCCGGCGUGGCGCGGAGAGCCACGAUGAUCCGGAGGAUCCGUACCUCUGAGAGCAACGUGCUGCUGCUGGACGCCGGGGACCAGUUCCAGGGCACCGUGUGGUUCAAUUACUACAAGGGAGCAGAGGCAGCGCAUUUCAUGAACACACUGCAGUAUGAUGCCAUGGUUUUUGGAAAUCACGAGUUUGACAACGGAGUGGACGGACUCAUGAAGCCAUUCAUGGAGAAGAUCAAAUGUCCCGUUCUGAGCGCCAACAUCAAACCAGACAGAACUUUGGCCCCAACGUUCGGCAACAGUUAUUCACCCUAUAAGAUAUUUACUGUUGGAGACCAGAAGGUGGGCGUGGUGGGAUACACCUCACAGGAAACACCUGCUCUGUCCAGGCCUGGACCACAUCUGGAGUUCGAGGACGAGGUGAGCUCCCUGCAGCUGCAGGUGAACAAACUCCAGACGCUGGGCAUCAAUAAGAUCAUUGCUUUGGGACACUCCGGCUUCACUGUGGAUCAGGAGAUCGCAAAGAAGGUCCGUGGAGUCGACGUGGUCAUCGGAGGACACACCAACACUUUCCUCUACACAGGAACACCUCCUUCUUUUGAGGUUCCAGCCGGUCCUUAUCCCUUCAUGGUGAAAUCAGAGGACGGGCGGCAGGUUCCUGUUGUGCAGGCCUAUGCCUUUGGAAAAUAUCUGGGUCAUCUGAAGGUGACCUUUGACGAUGCAGGGAACGUAGUGAGGUCGACAGGAAACCCCAUCCUGCUGGACAGCAGCAUCCCACAGGAUCCAGAUGUCCUUUCUGAUGUGGAGGAGUGGAAGAAGAGUCUGGCCAACUAUUCAGCUCAGGUGGUGGGAAAGACUCUGGUCUUCAUGAACGGAACAACUGAAGAGUGCCGGUUUAGAGAAUGCAACCUGGGAAACCUCAUCUGUGACGCCAUGGUCGCCAACUACAUUAGGUUCCCCGAUGAUCUCGAGUGGAACCAUGUCAGCGCCUGCCUCUUCAACGGAGGUGGCAUCCGGACAUCUAUCGAUGAAACCAGCAGGAACGGUUCGAUCACUAUGGAGGACCUGAUCUCUGUCUUACCUUUCGGAGGAACCUUUGACCUGGUGCAACUGAAAGGCUCCACACUGAGGAAAGCUUUCGAGCACUCAGUCAGGCGAUAUGGGAAGAGCACUGGAGAAUUCCUACAAGUGUCUGGUUUUCAUGUAGAGUUUGACCUCUCCAAACCUGCGGGGAAUCGCAUCCGAAGCCUCAGCAUCCUCUGCACAUAUUGUCGGGUUCCUCACUACGAACCGGUCGAGGAUGAGACGGUCUACACAGUGGUGCUGCCAUCCUACAUGGUGAAGGGUGGAGACGGAUUCUCCAUGAUCAAAAACGAGACCCUCAAACACAACAGCGGGGAUUUGGACAUUUCAGUUGUGUCAAAGUACAUCAUACAAAGAAAGAAAGUUUAUCCUUCUGUUGAAGGACGCAUCAAGAUCUACAACUCGGCCUCUGGACUUCUGGGGCAAUCCACUCCACUGGUUUUACUGGUUUCACUGGGGCUGCUCUGGAGUCUAUGUUGCAGCGUCUAACUUUACUCACAAGAGGACAGAAAAAUUUUAUUUUUAACCAGACCGUGUUUUAUAAACUGCGCGUGAACUUUAAGAAUUAACAGAUGUCACGGAUGUAAUCCUACAAGACUGAAAAGCUCACCUCAUAAAAACUUUAUUUCCAUACUAUGGGAAAGCUCUAGUUCAGUAUUUUGGGUGUGUAUUUAAAGCCCAUGUGGACCAAGUUUGGACAAAACUCCACAAAACAUGGCCCAGUAUUUAAGCUAUGGAAGACAUUACGCACUGCAGUUCCUCUAAUCAUCACUAGAUGGCAGCUUCAAGAAUAAAAUUGUAGUGCACACUAGGAAAUAUGAAAAAAAAAAGCCCUCUGUGCAACAGAAGUUGAAAUUCUCAUAUGUACAUUAUUAUGGAUUGAAAAGAACCACUCACAUGGCACAUCUUAGCUCCACAGCUUCUGGUCUAUAUUACUGUUUUUAAAUUCAGUUACUGCCAUUAGCUUCAGAAUCAUCCAAAAUUGAAGGCAGAAAUUAAAGCAGCUGGACAGUUGAACCUUCGUAAACUGUGGUAUUUGAGAUCUUUUUCAGCCUUGGGUUUUAACUGUACAGAUCUGUUAUUUCCAAGUAAAUGUUUGAAAAUUA
Messenger RNA from Amphiprion ocellaris (clown anemonefish), 2573 nucleotides. It is a transcript of the gene nt5e, whose product is annotated as 5'-nucleotidase, ecto (CD73). The transcript has 9 exons. Gene Ontology annotation, biological process: AMP catabolic process. Gene Ontology annotation, cellular component: plasma membrane. Gene Ontology annotation, molecular function: 5'-nucleotidase activity; nucleotide binding; metal ion binding. The coding region runs from base 199 to 1956 and encodes 585 amino acids. The record is from RefSeq and is a predicted model, not a curated record. Lineage: Eukaryota; Metazoa; Chordata; Actinopteri; Pomacentridae.